CACGAGAGUUUGUUUCUGACGGACAUUAGUGACGCGCACCUCUCUCAACUGAUCACAUGACUGUAAAGCAAGCAAACCUUUACAUAAUUUUAUUUGAUUCGCUCUGAUUUAUGUUUGAAUCCAGUGCAUUGACUUUAAAAUAAACAUAUAAGAUGUUGUUAGUUUUAUCAGACGAGCAGAAGCAGCAUUUGUGUUUUUUAUCGGAAGCGGAUAAUGUUGUUGUUGGUGAGUUUGGCAGAAUUGCUCUGGAGUUUCUGAAAAAGGGCUCAAACCCCAAAAUAUACGAAGGAGCUGCACGUAAGCUGAAUGUAUCAUCAGAUACUGUACAGCAUGCUGUGGAGGGAUUGAUGUACCUUCUCACCGAGAGCUCAAAAGUGAUGAUCUCUGAGGUGGAUUUUCAGGACUCUGUGAUGGUGUUAGGAUUCAGUGAAGAGCUCAAUAAACUUCUACUUCAGCUCUAUGUGGAGAACAGGAAAGAGAUUCGACAGAUCCUCUGUAAUCUCAGCCCAAAUCUCCCACAUUAUCACAAUCUGGAGUGGCGGCUGGAUGUUCAGUUGGCCAGCAGGGCUCUUCGGCAUCAGGUGAAGCCCACUGUGACCCUAAAGCUUCAUCUGGAGGAGGGUGGGACGCGUCGCGCACAGGUGCUGCAGACGGAUCCGGCCACCCUACAUCAUCUGAUUCAGGAGAUGGAGCGAGCGCUCACUGAGCUCAAGAGCAACCACUGCCGUCGCAUCCUCCGCAACAUUAAAUAAUAACAUCACCAUCACAGAGAUCAGCACUGAAGAACACUU
This is a messenger RNA of Misgurnus anguillicaudatus (oriental weatherfish), 791 nucleotides long. It is a transcript of the gene commd2, whose product is annotated as COMM domain containing 2. NCBI's taxonomy places the organism in Eukaryota, Metazoa, Chordata, Actinopteri, Cypriniformes, Cobitidae. The record is from RefSeq and is a predicted model, not a curated record.